Messenger RNA from Necator americanus (New World hookworm), 456 nucleotides. RefSeq lists its product as uncharacterized. Lineage: Eukaryota; Metazoa; Nematoda; Chromadorea; Rhabditida; Ancylostomatidae. Bases 1 to 456 code for a protein of 151 amino acids. The transcript has a single exon. The record is from RefSeq and is a predicted model, not a curated record.
AUGCUUUCUACAAAGUCACAAUUGGCGAUUUCAAUGCCAAAAUUGGCCCAAGAAGAACGCCUGAGGAACUUCACAUCGGGAACCACGGCCUACAAUGGAAUGAACAGGGGAGAGGCUCUCCGUGUUCAUCAUGAGACCAUCCAUGGGAACUCGCCAUUCCAAAAGCACCUUUCUCUACGCUGGACAUGGGAGUUGCCCGGUGGAGGGUACCGUAAUGAUAUAAACCACAACAUCGUCAAUAAAAGGUUCUGCCUGACAGACGUCGCUGUUGUGCCAAAGUUCUAUGCGGGAUCGGACCAUCGCCUCCUCCGAGGAAGAUUUUCUUUCACAAGGAGAGCAGAAAAAGCCGCCAAGUUCAGAGAGAGACAUCCCAGAACUAUCAUCAACAGGGAUCUCUUCACUACGCUAGCCGGCUUUUGGGAAGAUUCCGCAAUGGACAACAUCGACGAGGAAUAA